CGCGGGCGAGGAGCAGACCAGCACCCAGCAGCCCUCGUCGGGGGGCGGCAGCUGCAGCUUCACCAGCCGCCGCCUUUCCCCGUCUCCUCUGCCUCUGCCUCUCCCCCUAACCCCCUUCCAUUUCUCCACCCCACCCCGCUCCCGCUUCCGCUUCCUCGCCACUUAGUUCGUUCCGCACCCGCAGCCGCGGCUGCGUUCGCAUUGGGGGCACGCAAUGGAGCAGUACGAGAAGGUGGAGAAGAUCGGGGAGGGCACGUACGGGGUGGUGUACAAGGCGCUGGACAAGGCCACCAACGAGACGAUCGCGCUCAAGAAGAUCCGCCUCGAGCAGGAGGACGAGGGCGUCCCGUCCACCGCCAUCCGCGAGAUCUCUCUCCUCAAGGAGAUGAACCACGGCAACAUCGUCAGAUUACAUGAUGUUGUCCACAGCGAGAAGCGCAUAUACCUUGUCUUCGAGUACCUGGAUCUGGACCUCAAGAAGUUCAUGGACUCCUGCCCGGAGUUUGCUAAGAAUCCCACUUUGAUCAAGUCAUACCUCUACCAGAUACUCCACGGUGUUGCGUACUGCCAUUCUCAUAGAGUUCUUCAUCGAGACUUGAAACCUCAAAACUUAUUGAUAGAUCGGCGCACUAAUGCACUGAAGCUUGCAGACUUUGGUUUAGCCAGGGCAUUUGGAAUUCCUGUCCGUACAUUUACUCAUGAGGUAGUGACAUUAUGGUACAGAGCUCCAGAAAUUCUGCUUGGAGCGCGGCAGUAUUCCACACCAGUUGAUGUGUGGUCUGUGGGCUGUAUCUUUGCGGAAAUGGUGAACCAAAAGCCACUAUUCCCUGGCGAUUCUGAGAUCGACGAACUUUUUAAGAUAUUCAGGAUACUAGGUACACCGAAUGAGCAGAGUUGGCCAGGAGUCAGUUGUUUGCCUGACUUCAAGACAGCUUUCCCCAGGUGGCAAGCUCAGGACCUGGCAACAGUAGUCCCAAAUCUUGACCCUGCUGGGUUGGACCUUCUCUCUAAAAUGCUUCGAUACGAGCCAAGCAAAAGAAUCACAGCGAGGCAAGCACUUGAGCAUGAGUACUUCAAGGACCUUGAAGUGGUACAGUGACCUGCUAAAUGUGCUUGACGUUGCAUUGACAUUUGUAUGAGCUGAGUCGCUCAUUCCUUUUUAUGAACGCCUGUACUCUUCUCAUUCUCUCCCUGCAUUUUUGUCAUUCAGCUGGAUAUUUCGAAUCUGGUGUGUUUUGAGAUGUAUUAAAGAACGUCAAAUAGAUUACCGCCUUGGUCUCUGUCCAUUGAAAGUAAAUAUCCGUCAUA
Molecule: messenger RNA, 1308 nt
Organism: Zea mays
Lineage: Eukaryota; Viridiplantae; Streptophyta; Magnoliopsida; Poales; Poaceae
Product: cell division control protein2 homolog
Biological process (GO): regulation of G2/M transition of mitotic cell cycle; regulation of gene expression; protein phosphorylation
Cellular component (GO): cyclin-dependent protein kinase holoenzyme complex; nucleus; cytoplasm
Molecular function (GO): ATP binding; cyclin-dependent protein serine/threonine kinase activity; cyclin binding
Source: RefSeq, marked provisional